Hibiscus syriacus is the source of this 752-nucleotide messenger RNA. Its product is annotated as cysteine-rich and transmembrane domain-containing protein WIH1-like. Bases 99 to 503 code for a protein of 134 amino acids. The record is from RefSeq and is a predicted model, not a curated record. The transcript is spliced from 3 exons. NCBI's taxonomy places the organism in Eukaryota, Viridiplantae, Streptophyta, Magnoliopsida, Malvales, Malvaceae.
UGUAUCUUGUAUUUCGAGAAACUAGUAGAAGACAGACGGAGGGAAAAAGGUACGAAGAAAACGAAAGGAUAAAAAAAAAACAUAAUCAAAAUAACAAAAUGAGUUACCAGAGAGUUCCUCAAGAUUCUUAUCCUCCUCCCGCAGGUUACAAUCCUUUUUCGCCACCACCCCCACCACCGGACGGCCACCCAUCAGCCCUUCCUCCUUCUUUCGAAGGUUAUCCGCCAUCUUUCGAAGUCUACCCGCCGCCCCCACCGCCUGGAUAUCACGCUUAUCCUCCUCCACAGCCGCCACACCAACCGCCUUACGAGGGCUACCAAGGGUAUUUUGCCGAAGGGUAUCCGCCACCUCCAGGUGGUCAUCCUCAAUAUCAACAAUGUCAACCCCAGUAUGAGCAGUAUCAGUACCAGGAGGACCAAUCUGAUGCUGGCUGUUUCGCUUUCUUACAAGGCUGUUUGGCGGCUCUCUGUUGCUGCUGUGUGUUGGAGGAGUGCUGCACAUGAUAAUUCAUGAAAGAUCGAAUUAUAUCAUUUACAUUUCUGGUUUUGCUAUGUUUCGUUUCUACUGUAUGAAGGGAGAAAUGCAGCUAAUAAAGAGUUUUACCCGUCCUUUGUGGUAGUUGUUACUGUUUUAUAAAGAGUUCUAUGCGUGUAGGGAUUCCAUCCCUAUCCUAUUGAUAAUAGUCUAUUUACUCGAACUUUGUAAAUGGAAGUUUGCAUUAUAAAUACAUCUCUCAAUUCGCUUGGUGUAUC